Molecule: messenger RNA, 3437 nt
Organism: Passer domesticus (house sparrow)
Lineage: Eukaryota; Metazoa; Chordata; Aves; Passeriformes; Passeridae
Product: eosinophil peroxidase-like
Exons: 12
Coding region: 705-2567 (620 amino acids)
Biological process (GO): response to oxidative stress; defense response to bacterium
Molecular function (GO): peroxidase activity; heme binding
Source: RefSeq, a predicted model, not a curated record
CCCCUGCACUCCCAGCUCCACUGCUGUGUGAGGGUUGGGUCGGGGAUGUGGUCCUGCACCUGGAGCCUCUGGGAAUCCAGCCAAGGUGCCAGAAGUCACUCUGGGAUUUUGGGGGGAUUCUGCAGGAUUCCCCUGACAGGAAGGACUUGUUUGGGAAGCUGCUGCUCCCUAGAGAGAAAUACUCCAUGAGGAUAUUGAUACCACAGUAAGCAACAGUGUCCUGUGGUGGAUGGGAGUCAGGGCAAGGACAGACCAGAGGCUUUGAAAGGAUGAAGUGCUGCAGCUCUGCUGGAGUUUCCAUGGCUUCUGGAGCAGCCUCAGUGAUGAAACUCAUCAGCAACCCAGAGCUUUAUCUGCAGCCUGUCCUCCCGUGGAGGAAGUCGUUGCUGUUCUAACUGAAUUUACCAACUGGAGUUUCUUAAGUGAGUUGUUGAAGGUCUUUUGAAAGAAACUGUCAUUGCUUUUAUCAGUUCCUCAGGGGAUGAAUUGAAGAGCAAAACUUUUAGGACAAAAAGCAGCUGCUGGAACAGUCUGGAGUGUGCCCAGAGCCAGAGGCCCUGUGAAGCCAGUGCCUGCCUGGCUCCCUUGCUCCUGGUGCUUCCAUCCUCCCUGCCCAGCUGAGCCCCUGGGACCACAAGAUGUGCCGCUGGAGCUGUCGGACACGUCCCUGCUGAGCAGCGUGGCCGAGGCCCGGCAGCUGGUGGAUGCCGCCUACAAGCGCACACGGGAGCGACUUGCUGACUCCAGCUCAGGUGGAGGUGAUUUUCAAGGCCACUGGAUGUGACCAGCAGGAUAAGAAAAUAAAUUGUCCAUCUUCUAGCUACAGAACCAUUACUGGAGAGUGCAACAACAGGAGGAAUCCAUCCCUAGGAGCUUCCAACAGAGCCCUGGCCAGGUGGCUGCCAGCAGAGUAUGAGGAUGGUGUGUCCGUGCCCCGUGGGUGGACAGAAGGAAAGCGUUUCUCUGGAUUUCCCCUUCCACUGGUCCGACAAGUGUCCAACGAGAUCGUCCGCUUCCCCCCGGAGCAGCUGCGGAUGGACCAGCAGAGAUCCCUCAUGUUCAUGCAGUGGGGCCAGUUUAUUGACCACGACCUGGAUUUCAGCCCAGAAACCCCAGCCAGAGUCCCCUUUGGUGGUGGAACAGACUGUGACACCAGCUGUGCCAAGAAGCCUCCCUGCUUUCCCAUCCAGAUCCCACCCAACGACCCCCGAAUCACCAACAGGAGGGAUUGCCUCCCUUUCUUCCGCUCAGCUGCCGCCUGCGCGCGGGGCAGGGUGGUGCGGGAGCAGAUCAACGCGCUGACCUCGUUCCUGGACGGCAGCGUCGUGUACGGCAGCGAGGUGGCCGUGGCCGAGCGGCUGCGGGACCGGAGCAGCCAGAGGGGCCUCCUGGCUGUCAACCACAACUUCACGGACAGGGGCAGGGCGUACAUGCCUUUUGGUCCAAUGAGGAAGGAGCCCUGCCUCAAGGCCAGCGGGGCAGCUCGAAUCCCUUGUUUUCUUGCAGGUGACACCCGUGCCAGUGAGAUGCUGGAGCUGGCCUGCAUGCACACACUCUUUGUGCGGGAGCACAACCGCCUGGCUGGAAAGCUGAGGCGCCUCAAUCCUCACUGGAAUGAUGAGAGGCUCUACCAGGAGGCACGAAAGAUCCUGGGAGCCAUGAUCCAGAUCAUAACCUACAGGGACUACCUGCCUCUCCUGUUGGGAUGCAGGUUCCACAGGCUCAUUCCUCGCUACCGGGGCUACAACGAGUCUGUGGAUUCUCGGAUAUCCAAUGUCUUCACCUUGGCUUUUCGCUUUGCUCAUGCCUCAGUCCCUCCAACCGUUGGCCGCUUAGAUGAAUAUUACAGACCCAUAACUCCUGAAAUUCAGCUCAGAACCUCCUUCUUUGCUGUCUGGAGAAUCAUUCAAGAAGGUGGGAUUGAUCCCUAUCUCCGGAGCCUCAUGGCCAACCAGGCCAAGCUGAUGACGCAGCAGCAAAUGGUGGUGGGGGAGCUCCGGGACCGGCUCUUUGAGCAGGUUGAAAGGAUUGGGUUUGAUUUAGCUGCACUCAACAUGCAGCGCAGCCGAGAUCAUGGCCUUCCAGGUUACAACUCCUGGAGAAAAUUCUGUGGGCUCUCGCAGCCCUCUGGAGUGAAGUCACUUGGGCGUGUGUUGAGGAAUCGGAACCUGGCAAGGAAAUUCCUGAAGCUCUAUGGGACACCGAAGAAUAUUGACAUCUGGAUUGGGGCCCUUGCAGAGCCCUUUGUGACAGGAGGCCGAGUGGGGCCUCUCAUGGCCUGUCUCAUUGGCACCCAGUUCAGGAACAUUCGUGAUGGAGACAGGUUUUGGUGGCAGAACCCUGGGGUUUUCACUCCUCGCCAGCGCUGUUCACUGGCCAAAAUCUCCUUGUCACGAAUAAUAUGUGACAAUACCCACAUCACUAAAGUAUCAAGGAAUAUCUUCCAGGCUAACAGAUACCCCCAUGGCUUUGUGAGCUGCAGUCAGAUCCCAAAGCUGGACCUCAGACCCUGGAAGUCAAAGAGCACCGAGGAGCAAGAAAAAGAUUCUGGUGACUUUAAAUGCUGAAUGUUGAGGAUUUCCCAGAUGUCCAGACUUGGGAAGCUGCUGAGGUGGAUUAUUAAUUUUUACUGUGUUUAUGCUUUCACUGCCUGCAAUGUUUGGGCAUGGUUUGCUCAGCUUGAUUUGAAUGGAGCCUUUACAGUGGGAUCAGUGGGAUGCAACCCAGGAAUAAAAGAACUUAAUGAAGAGAUAGCCCAGAUCUGGGAAAUCACUCAGGAUCACAAAGCCAAGUGAAAUAAGUUGUCCAGAGGCUAGUCCCAAAUCUCACAAGCUGCUGGCUUAGGCCAUGGAACCACACAAUGCUUCACCAGGAUUUACUGUCAAACACAUGUUUUGGACCUUCCUUUUAAAUUUUUCAACCCCCAAAGAAUGAUCAAGGCAUUGGAAUAACAGUAGAUUUUUGUUCUCAAUUUUUUUUUUUAAUAAACAAAUCCAUCAAUUUCCAGAGAAAAUGCAGGAUGCCUCUGAGAGAAGAAGAAAUAGUUGUCUUGCAACCCCAAACACACUGUCCUAAAAUGCUCUGUGUCAGGUUUUGCUCCAACAUGGAAGGAAGAAAUUUGCCACAUGGAUGAGAGUUUUCUCACUAUUCUUUCCCAUAGUCCAGAAUGCCCAAAACAUCCUCUGAUGUGACAGUAACCUAUGACAAGUUAUUCCUGAGGCCUGGCAUGAGCCAGAGUGACUCAGCACUGGCCUGUAGAGCUGGUGGGAUGUGGCCUGGCAAAGAUAAAAACAAUCUGAACAUACAAGAAAGUAAUAACUACUCUGCUUUCAAUCCAGCUUUUUCCCUUUUCCUGAAAGGGAUCAAACCCACUUUCUCCUCCCUCUAUAGCCUGCUAUAUUCCUGUUAUUGCUUAAUAAAUUGCAAUUUUGGGCUGA